ACAUUCUCAAUCGAAAAAAUCAUCGUAAUCUUUCCACAUUCUUUCAAAAACAAUUCACGCAAAUCUGUUAAUCUUCCUCCCCAAAUUCAGAAACCAUUCACGGUUAGUAUUAAACCCUAGGUCAGUUUCUGGUUAUAAUUCACAUGAAUGGAGCCACCCCAGCUCCUCCAUUUCUUGCCUCCAGAGAACCCAGAUGGCAAAAACCAAACUCGUGCUAAGAAGCAAAGGCAUAAACACAUAAUGGGCAAGCUUAAAGAUUCCGUUUUUACCAACAUAGUGGGCUCCAACCACCCAUCAGGAACCCUAACUCAGGAGGCUAAGGCAUACAUUGAAAACAAAUUGCGUGGAAUGUUUCAAACAUUUGAUACUCCCACUCACCCUCCGUACGCCUUGAUGAUUCGGACAGCAAUUAUAGAGUUGGAUGAGGAAGCGGGGUCGAGUGAGGAGUCAAUCUCAAGUUAUAUUGAGAGAGAAUACGAGGGCUUGCCUUGUGGGCAUGUGGCUUUUUUGGGCCAUCAUUUGAGGAGGCUUUGUAAGAGUGGGGAAAUUGUGUGUAAAAAUGAUGGACGAUACAUGAUUGGUGUUGAGGGUGUGGAAGAAAUGGGACAGAGGAUGAAUAUAAGCCAAAAUAUGCGGCUCCCUUAUCAUGUUAGAGAAGAGUUACAGAAUGAGCAGAACGAAGAAGCUGCAAAAGAAACUCGUUUGAUUGAACAAAAAAUUGAAGAAGACUGUCAAGCUCGAAGGCAAGAACUUGAAGUGAUUGAUGACUGCAGCAAAGUGAAGGAGAUGCAAAUUGUAGUGUUCGAGGAACAGAGUUGGCAUGCAGUUGGAGAGCAGGAACUUGAAGAACGAAUUGAAACAUCAAAACAGGGCAUUGAAGCAACUGAACAACAAAUGGAGGUUCCAUAUCUUACACACGGGUCAAGUGUGGAGUUGAAUGAUAAGGAGCAAAAUUGUCCACAAAGUCAACUACAUGAGGUGAUCGAAGAAUCAAAUCAUUCGCAAAAACUACAGAUUGUAGUGCGUGAAGACAAGAAAUUAGUGUCCGGGCAGCAAAAUAGAGCAAUUGAAGAACAAAAUAUACUGCAAGAGCAACAAACUGAGUUUAUGAAUGAGAGGAGAUUGGAAGGUCAAUUAGUAAAUAUCCCAAGUGCUUCUGAAACUCUUGGUCAAUGCUUGGAUUGUAAUGUUUCAUCAUAUUCUCUUAAGGGAUCAUGCAUCAAGUUGGUAACGAAGAAAACUGACUCUCUGGACCACCUGACAGAAAAAUUUUGUUCUUUUGGGGGUAUGGAACAACCACGGCAGCUGACAGAGAGUCCAUGCACAGAUAUAGCAAGUAAUGUUGAAGUGAUCAAAGGACAAAAACAGUUACAAGAACGAGGAGAUAGAUUAAUUAGGGGAGAAAGUCAAUCAUUAGAGCUUCAAAAUCAAGUUGAAACCGAAUUAGUCAGUUUAGAUGGCAUGAACAGAGAUGUUUUUAAUGAAAACUCAUUGGUUGGUGAAUCUCGCUUGCUCAUUGCAAAAGAGUAUCUCAAGGAAUCCUUGAAACAGGUGCACCUGCAGCAGCAAGCAAAGAUUAUUCAUGGAGAUUGGAAACAUAUUGUAUGUGGUUUGCAGGCUCAACGGCUAACUGAGGCUUGUGAUAAACUAAAGACACCCAGGUCACACCUGAUUAAAGAGCAAAAGCAGCUGUCAUGGAGUCAAACCAGGAGGCGUCGUAGACCUAAACUAAAUGCUGACACAACUACAAAUGCUUUACUGCUCUCAGACCAUCAUCAUGAUAAUGAGCAGAAGCAGGAUCAUCAGCUUGAAGACCAACAGAAGAUACCCGAGUCCUGCCUGGAGAAUCAGCAAUCUCAUCGAUCAAGGAGCAGAGCCAGGGAGCUUUGCAGGCCUAAACUGGAUGCUGACACAACUACAAGUUUUAUGUUGACAUUGUCCUCCGAUCGACAACAAGAUCGUGAGCAGAAGCUGCGUCAUGAGCCAAUGGGUCAAUUAAAGCCUUCUAAGGCAGAAGGUAAUGGAGAUUACCCAAGUCACACAAGUCUCAGAUUGACAACUGAGACUUGUGAUAAACUAAAGACACGCAAGUUACACUCAUUUAAAAAUCAACAGCAGCUAUCAUGUAGUCGAACCAGGUGGUGUCGCAGACCUAAGCUAGAUGCAGACAUAACCACAAAUGCUUUAUCACCCUCAGAUCAUCAGUCUGAUAUUGUUCAUCUAGAUGCAGACACAACCGCAAAUGCUUUACUGGCGCCAAAUCAUCAUCAUGAUAUUGAGCAGAAGCAGGAUCAUCAGCUGGAGUGUCAAGUGAGGCUUUCUAGGGCUGAAGUUAUUGGAGAUCAACAGAAGGCGCCCAAGUCAAGCCUGAAGAAUAAGCAACCUCAUGGGUCAAGGAGUAGAACCAGGAAAUCUCAUGGGCCUAAGCUAGAUGCCGACACAACUACAAGUUCUACAUUGGCAUUGCUCUCAGAUCGACAACAAGAUCGUGAGCAGAAGCUGCAUCAUGAGACAGUGGGCCAAUUAGAGCCUUCUAAGGCAAAAGGUAGUGGAGAUCAACGGAAGGUAAUGGAUGCACACCUGGACAAUGAGCAAUCCUGUCAAACUAGGAGUAGAGCCAGGAAAUCUCGCAGGCAUAAACUAGAUGCCGACACAACUAUGAGUUUUAUAUUGGCAUUGCCCUCAGAUCGACAACAAGAUCAUGAGCAGAAGCUGCAUCAUAACCCAGUGGGUCAAUUAAAGCAUUCGAAGGCAGAAGGUAAUGGAGAUCAAGAGAAGGCAUCUGAGUCACGCAUGGAGAACAAGCAACCUCAUCUAUCAAGGAGUGGAGCCAGGAAGCCUCGCAGGCCUAAGCUAGAUGCCAACACAACUACGAGUUCCAUAUUGGCAUUGCCCUCAGAUCGACAACAAGACCGUGAGCAGAAGCUGCAGCAUCAGCCAGAGGGUCAAGCAAGGCCUUCUAACGCAGUACGUAUUUAUGUCAGACGUAAGUUUAGGCAAUAAAUAUUGAUUGGAUUUUAAAAGACUAGGUUUUCGAAGAUAAAAUAUUGCUAGCAUUUUAUGGAUUUUAGUCAUUUCGCCAUGAAAAUGUAUUUGUUUCCUUGCAUGAUUCUGCCAUUUUUUAGAUGAAUUACUAUGCUUAUAUUAUAUCAGUUUUGCUGGUA
Messenger RNA from Mangifera indica (mango), 3164 nucleotides. RefSeq lists its product as uncharacterized. The coding region runs from base 148 to 3003 and encodes 951 amino acids. Gene Ontology annotation, molecular function: double-stranded DNA binding; nucleosomal DNA binding. The record is from RefSeq and is a predicted model, not a curated record. Gene Ontology annotation, biological process: chromosome condensation; negative regulation of DNA recombination; nucleosome assembly. Gene Ontology annotation, cellular component: nucleus; nucleolus; nucleosome. The transcript is spliced from 4 exons. NCBI's taxonomy places the organism in Eukaryota, Viridiplantae, Streptophyta, Magnoliopsida, Sapindales, Anacardiaceae.